This is a messenger RNA of Motacilla alba alba, 1034 nucleotides long. It is a transcript of the gene CTXN2, whose product is annotated as cortexin 2. Bases 641 to 889 code for a protein of 82 amino acids. Lineage: Eukaryota; Metazoa; Chordata; Aves; Passeriformes; Motacillidae. The record is from RefSeq and is a predicted model, not a curated record. The transcript has 4 exons.
CCCGGGCGGCGGUACGGAGCGGAGGAGGGAGGGCUGCUCCCGCCCCGCUCCGCAGCGGCCCCGGGCCGGCCCUUACCGAUGCACCGCACGUAGUGUUUUGCAGGAAGUUUCCACGCUCCUGGGUUAAAUCCGUGAAAAGCGGGGCUGGAGAGGAGCGCGGCUGAAUAGCGAUGGAAAGGGGCGGGCGAAGAGGUGGAGGAGGAGGCGGUAGCAGCAGCGGCCGUGUUUAAUUUUUUAAUUAGGACGGUUUGAGCAUCUCCCGGCGGGGUCGCACCGCCGGGCGGCGAGGGGAGCCCGGGCGAGCUGCCCCCGCCGCCCGGGACCACCCCGCGCCCCGAGGCGUCGGGACUCCAACCUGCACCUUGGACGGCCGGCGCGGCGGGCCGGAGGCGCGGAGGAACGCGCCCCGCCACCAUGGGCAGCGCGGCAGCGGAGGACAGCGAAGGUCAAACUUAAUAGAAAAAUUGGAAGUAUGCCCAAUGAAAAUCCAUUCAGCAGGCUGGCUCAGAGUAUGGCUCCUCUCAGCCAUGGCUGCAGCACAGAGCAGAGGUACUGGAACUCCCUUUAACCUGGCUGAGCAGUGCAGGCAAAGAAGCAAUAGAGGUGAAAAUCCCACAGAGCCACCAGGAUGUGAUGCCCAAUGAUGAGCAGUAAUUACUGCAGCAACACUUCAGCCAGUAUGAGCGUCAACGAAAUGUCUGCCUUCCCUUUGACUUUAGAACAAAAAACUGGCUUUGCCUUUGUGGGGAUUUUGUGUGUUUUCUUGGGACUUCUAAUUAUCAGAUGCUUCAAAAUCUUGCUAGACCCCUACAGCAGUAUGCCUUCUUCCACGUGGGAAGAUGAAGUUGAGGGGUUGGAUAAAGGAACAUUUGAAUAUGCUCUUGCAUGAAAACUCACAGAAUAUCCUGCCUUAAAUUUGAUGUUGAUUUCAUUUUGGAAACCAACUGUUGUUACAUUUGUUAUACAUACCUGCAUUUUGGAGAUAUGUUGGUGGCAUCCAUUUUGUUAAAUAAAUAUUUGUUGCAAACUGAAAA